This is a messenger RNA of Penicillium paradoxum, 219 nucleotides long. RefSeq lists its product as uncharacterized. The transcript has a single exon. The coding region runs from base 1 to 219 and encodes 72 amino acids. The record is from RefSeq and is a predicted model, not a curated record. NCBI's taxonomy places the organism in Eukaryota, Fungi, Ascomycota, Eurotiomycetes, Eurotiales, Aspergillaceae.
AUGUUUGCUGGCGAUGGUGGUUCGGAUGAGGAAAUUGAGGAGGCCGUUCUGCAUGAUGAGCCUAACGCUUUCUACAAUUCUGAUAAUGAAGAAGUUGGAGCAAAAGAUCUGGCUUCAGAGGCUAGAUUUGAGGAUCCUGACUCUGAGGAUGAUGAUUCUCUAAAUGUUGAUUCUGUUGACCUUAAUUCCGGUGAUGUUGAUGCAGAGAUGGACGAGUAA